UUUAUAACAAAAAAGGAUGAAAAACGUAAUGAGUGAAGAGAGAGCAAGAGAAAUUGAAACUCAACUAAAGGAUGGGCGUUUCAAUUUCGCGAUCAAAUGUCUCCAUGAAGUUAUGAAAGUCAAUCCGGAUAAAAAUUUUGUCUUUAGUCCACUUUCCAUAUAUGAGGGUCUUUUCCUAACAAAUAUAUUGAUUACAGGAGAAAUAACGAAUCGUCUCAUAACUAUUCUUUCUUUAAACGGGAUCAGCAAAGCAGAUUUGAUCAAUUACUGCAUUUGUAAAAAGGAGUCGACUAUAAAAUUCGUGGUUUAUCCGGAACAUUUGUAUUGCACUCAUAACAUCAUGUGUUGGUUGAAAUAUGUAAUGAAUGAUUCAGAAGCAGAGAGUGUACUAUCUCAUUUUAUUUAUGGACCAAUCAAUUAUUUAAAUACGAAUAAAUUUUCUGAAUUGAAAGUAAAUUACAUUAAUAAAUUAAUAGGCAGAGCGGUAAGAAAGGGAUGCUUUUAUUAUCUCGUGGGAUUAUCCAAGUGUAAACAAGUUAAUGAUAUUCUUUUGGUGACCUGUGUCUGUUGCGAAUUCCAAAAUUCAUUGGUUCCUCAAGCUAUCGUACCAAUUAGAAACCGUUUAAUCAUAAACUACUAUCAUAAGAAAUUGAGCAUGCACGUGAGCGACAUACCCUUCCAGAAUGGCGAUAUGUCGCUGUUUGUGUUCUCACCUGCUUCGUUCGAUGGAGAAUAUUCAGAUAAGUGGAGGAUAAAAGAGAACAUUAGCAGCGACGACCUUUUCGAAUUGACCAAACGAUUAUCGACGAGCAAUGGAAUCGACGAAUUGCGCAAUCUGCUAAAAUAUAGUAGAAAAUCACACGUUGAAAAUGUUACAGACGUCUCGGUUUUUUCGCCUUUCGAUAUGGAGAGAAAUUUGACAAUAAAAGAUCUGCUGAAAGCGUUAGAUAUCGAAGAAUUGAUGGAAACCACCAAUUUUUAUUUAGAUUUUUGCGGAAACAGACGGGACAGCCUCUCCUUAUGCUUCGGCAAUAUUGUGCACCGUUCUCGUGUCAAGGUCACAAAUGGGAUGAUGAUCGUAGGCGCGAUAACUAUGAUCCUCACCGGAAAAGAAUCAGGUCCGCACCCGGAAGUGGUUAACGUAAAUCGCAAUAGUCAGUUUGUCUGGUUGAUCUAUGACGCGCUUCAAGAAGAAAUCCUUUCUGUCGGUUCUUGUAACAGUGACAGGACCAAUUCUAAAAUUGUACCGAAGGAUGACGCAGGUCCAUCAGACAGUCCGUCAAUGAAAAAGCCGAGGCUUGUCGAGACUUCUUGA
Messenger RNA from Nylanderia fulva, 1315 nucleotides. Lineage: Eukaryota; Metazoa; Arthropoda; Insecta; Hymenoptera; Formicidae. The record is from RefSeq and is a predicted model, not a curated record.